CUUCAAUCACUUUUGACAAACAACAGCGAACGAUGUCGGAACCGCAACCGCCCGCCGACCCGGCCUCGUCCUCUGCUGCACCAGACGCAGCAGCAACAGCAGCAGCAGAGACAGAUGCCAAAAUGACAGACGCGCAGCAGCAGCCAGAGGAGCCCCUCCCAGACGAGGUGCUCAACGCCACGGCCGAAGAGAUCAGGACACGGACCCGACUGCUGGAGAAUGACAUCAAGGUGAUGCGGUCGGAGCACAUGAGACUGAUGCACGAGCAAGGGGCCAUGAAGGAAAAGAUCAAGGACAACGCCGAUAAGAUCAAGCAGAACAAGGUUCUUCCUUUCCUUGUCGGCAAUGUCGUCGAGAUCCUCGACAUUGACCCGGACAUUGAUGAAGACUCAGAGGAGGGCGCCAAUGUUGAUCUGGACUCAAGAAGGAAGGGCAAGUGUGCAGUGAUCAAGACUUCGACCCGGCAAACUAUCUUUCUUCCCCUCAUCGGGCUCGUCCCCCCCGAGUCGCUCAGGCCUGGCGACCUCAUCGGCGUGAAUAAGGACAGCUACCUCGUUCUCGACAAGCUGCCCGCCGAAUACGACAGCAGGGUCAAGGCUAUGGAGGUCGAUGAGAGGCCUACCGAGACAUACACGGACAUUGGAGGCCUGGACAAGCAGAUCGAGGAGCUCGUCGAGGCCAUCGUCUUGCCGAUGCAACAGGAGCAAAAGUUUAAGAACCUGGGCAUCAAGCCGCCGAAAGGUUGCUUGAUGUACGGACCGCCAGGAACGGGAAAGACGUUGCUGGCAAGGGCAUGUGCAGCGCAGACGAAUGCUUGCUACCUGAAGCUGGCUGGUCCCUCCCUUGUUCAGAUGUUCAUCGGCGACGGCGCCAAGCUGGUCCGAGAUGCGUUUGAACUGGCCAAGGAGAAGGCCCCGGCCAUCAUCUUCAUUGACGAGCUCGACGCCAUUGGAACAAAGCGGUUCGACAGCGACAAGAGCGGUGAUCGAGAGGUGCAGCGUACCAUGCUCGAACUUCUCAACCAGUUGGACGGCUUCAGCUCCGAUGAGCGCAUCAAAGUCAUUGCUGCGACGAACCGAAUCGACAUCCUGGACCCUGCCCUCUUGAGAUCCGGCAGGUUGGACCGGAAAGUUGAAUUCCCCCUGCCAAACGAGGCGGGCCGGGCCAUGAUUUUGCAGAUCCACAGCAGACGAAUGACAGUGGCCAGCAACGUAAACUACGAGGAGCUGGCGCGCAGCACCGACGAGAUGAACGGCGCCCAGCUGAAGGCCGUGUGCGUAGAGGCGGGUAUGCUGGCGCUGCGCGAGGGCGCCACCGAGCUCUCGCAUGAGCACUUCGUUGGCGGCAUCGCCGAGGUGCAGGCAAAGAAGAAGAACGAGCUCUUCAUGUUCUCAUAAUACGGGAAUUUUAUACAUCGCCUGCGACACUCCCACAAUGAAGAGAGUUUUACAAACAUUGUUCAGAGAUUUCCCCGAUCUUCGGCCAGCUUGAGCAGGAGAUCCUCCAAUCUCUGCUGGGCCUUUUCCUGCCUUUCAAUCUUCUCCAUGAGACUGAGGAUGAGGUCCCGAGUCGCAGGCCCCGCUGCACCCUCUUCUGCCCCUUCAUUCCCGCGUUCGAUC
Molecule: messenger RNA, 1619 nt
Organism: Acaromyces ingoldii
Lineage: Eukaryota; Fungi; Basidiomycota; Exobasidiomycetes; Exobasidiales; Cryptobasidiaceae
Product: putative RPT5-26S proteasome regulatory subunit
Exons: 3
Coding region: 33-1397 (454 amino acids)
Biological process (GO): proteasome-mediated ubiquitin-dependent protein catabolic process
Cellular component (GO): proteasome regulatory particle, base subcomplex
Molecular function (GO): proteasome-activating activity; ATP hydrolysis activity; ATP binding
Source: RefSeq, a predicted model, not a curated record